Messenger RNA from Capsaspora owczarzaki ATCC 30864, 1189 nucleotides. Its product is annotated as carrier protein. The record is from RefSeq and is a predicted model, not a curated record. Bases 27 to 1094 code for a protein of 355 amino acids. Gene Ontology annotation, biological process: transmembrane transport. Lineage: Eukaryota; Filasterea; Ministeriida; Capsasporidae. The transcript is spliced from 3 exons.
GGCCUUUUUCGCUUAGGAUUCUCACUAUGGCGCAUCAGACGGCGUCUGCGAGUGCCUCUCCGCUGCCGCCGCCGCCCCAAGUCGCACGCUCGCUGCCAAUGGAGAUCAACUGGAAGGACCUUGACUUUGCGCGCUACACUGUCAUCGGCUCGACGCUCCUGCUCGGAGUCCGCACAUUGGUCUAUCCGCUGGCUCUGGCGAAAACACGGCUCCAAGUCCAGCGGUCGCAUCCCGCGCCAACCGCACCGGGCGCAACCCCGCCCGUCGUCUAUCGAAAUGUCUUCCACGUCUGGUCCGGCAUUGCACGAGCAGAAGGCCUGCGCGGUCUCUAUCGAGGCUUUAUGACCACGGUCGUCGGCAUCACUCCCGCACAAGCCAUCUACCUCACUUCCUAUGAAUAUGUCAAGUCGCACGCUCAAAGGUUUGAGCGCCCAGAGUGGUCGCAGGACAAAAAGACGCUGCACCAAAACUUGAUUGCAGGCUUCUUGUCGUCCGUCUGCUCCCAGGUCAUUAUCGUGCCCAUCGACGUCAUUGUACAGCGCCAAAUGGUCCAAGGGACCCAGAGCGCCGCCGGCACUGCCGUCGAGGCUGCGCGUGGUGGCUACGCCGAGUUUCGACACAUUCUCGCAACCCAGGGCGUUCGGGGUCUGUACCGGGGCCUGCACCUGUCCUUAAUGUUGUAUCCACCGUCCUCGGCCAUCUGGUGGGCCACCUACGGCGCCACCAAGCAAGGGUUGCACGAUCUCAAGGACGCCUGGUUUGGCUCAGACUCUGCCGAUGCUAACGAUAUUGGGCGCCAUGCUCAAGGAUUUGCCAUUCAAACGGUCGCUGGCUUGUUUGCCGGCUUCACCUCGGGAUGUAUCACCACCCCGCUUGACGUGAUUAAAACACGCUACCAGCUGGCGUCGCGAGGAAACGGCGCAGCGCCCACUGUAGCGGGAACAAUCCGGACACUAUUACAGGAGGAUGGCAUGGCCGGCUUCACCAAGGGUAUGACUGCAAGGGUGAUGCACAUGGCCAUUCCUUCCGUUCUGAUGAUUUCCGUCUACGAGCUGACCAAGCGGUUGAGCGUUGUCGAUGCCGCCGUGCAAUAGCGCUUGUGUUUGCUGCAUGGUCGUCGCUUUUGUUUUUUUUUGUUCUCUGUGCACAAUUCCCAUCAUCAUCAUUUAAUACAUUACAGUUUGGUCUU